AUCUUGGAUUUAAAAAAAACUGCGUUUACUGCACACGACGUUAUGCGACAGAAUUGCCAUCUAAAGUUCUAAUAUUUAACUACUAAACGAAUACAUCAACCAAUUAUCAAAAAUACAUAGGUAUUAAAAAAAACAAAAUUCAAACUUGCUAAAUUAUCAAAUUCAUUUGAUUCCCGCUAGUAACUUAAAGUUCGUGUAUGUGUUUGAGCGGUGUCAGUGUAGCGGUGCGAUUCGAUACCUCUCUGUUUUGAGAACGCGUCCUUAAUGUACAAUUGUUCAGGUUAGUUUCUGUCAGUGUUGACAAAUGCUAAAGAAUAUGACUCUAUCGGAUUUGACUUAUAGCAUUAUAUUAUGGCUAUUCCAAAAUGACUAAUGAAAGACACGUAUUUAAGAUAUUUCUUAAAUUUAGUAAUUAUACUAAUGAAAUUAGUACAUAACGGACUAUACUGAAAUAAUACUAAUGACUUAAACUAAUCUAUUUACUUAUGUAAAAUAAUACUAAUGACUUAAAACUAAUCUAUUUCACCUAUGUAAUAUAAAACUGAUGACUAGGCAGCAUGGUCUCUGAUCUUAGCCUGUUCUUUGUGGAACGAAUAAAAAAAAAAUUGUCAAAUGUCAGUUUUCAAUCCUUGCUCCAACAAUUACAAUCAAUUACAAAAAUAGAAUAGCCAAAGAUGAAAGUUAUUUUUAUUUCAUAUUAUUUUAUUCCUAUAUGAGUGUUUUUAAUAUAAUGAAGUAGAGCAAUAUUAUGAAAAAGAAACCUAUUAUGUGGAAAAUACAGCUUAAUUACUAAAUUGUGGCUCCAAAAUUAUGAUUUUACUUAAGCCUAAAUUAAAAUUGUCUCGAAUAGCACGCAAGGACUACCUCAGUGUGAUCGGUUGUAAUAAAGGAUGGUGCACCUUGAAAUGUCAGAGAUGCAACUAUAUCCUCACUCCUUCACGAUAAAUGAUCUGCCAAAUGAGUUACUCAUUUAUAUAUUUUCUAUGAUAGAUUUUGAAUCAAUAUUAGCUGUAGUUAAAGUUUGUGUGAGAUGGCAGCAACUCUGUAUGGCACCAUGCAUUUGGGAUAACACUAGACUCAUAGUAUGUAUGAAAAAUUAUGUUAGAAUCAGUGAUAACAUUGUUCCAUUUGUGGCAAAAUAUUUAAAAAAUGUUAAACUACAGUAUUUUAAGCUUUACUCCCAAGUAAGAGCUUCCCUCAUCAGCUACUGCCCUAACUUAACUCACUUAGAGAUAAGUAUAUCUCAAGUUGAUAGUUGUAUUUUUGAUGAUCUGGGUUACUGGCCCAAUUUAAAAUUCUUGAGUUUCCGUAAUUCUUUAAUAGUUCAAAACCCUGAAGGACCAAAUGGUAAUUUUGUAUAUCAUUUACCUUUUGAAAAAUUAAAAUAUUUAGAAACAUUAAUAUUAUCAAAUUUCGCUUUAACACAUAGUAGCUUGUACAGCAUGUUACAAUGUGUAAAUUUAGUUAGUAUUAAUAUGGAAAAGAUGAAGAACAUCCCUGCUGAUUUUCUUGAAUCUCUUGUAAGGACUAAGCAAUCAAGUCUGCAAGCACUUCAUAUUUAUGGGGAUACUUUGAAUGAUGAUAUUGUGUUUUUGAUUUCGAACUGCAAACACCUUCAGGUGCUACAUAUAAUGACUUGCAAAACUUUAUUUGACUCGAGCUUGCAACAUUUGUACAAACUCCAAAAUUUACGUUCACUUAAAUUACGGCAUGGUUAUUUCUCUACAAAUGCAUUAUUGGCAUAUUUUUCCAAAAACAAGUUUCAACAUUUAACCUAUUUAAGUCUCUCUAGGUGUGUACAUGUUACAAUGGAUGUGGCUAAAGCUAUCAAAUCUAGUGCAUCAAAUCUGAAAGAACUCUCAUUUUACCUUUGCCCAUUUAUCAUUGCCCCCAAUUUUAGAAGAGGGGAAUUGCAUAAAAUGUUCCACAUUGAAUUGUUGCUUGAUUGAACUGACCUCAAUUGAUUAAGGUUGUCAAUAAAACAAAGCUUAGUAAUCCGUCCACCUUACUAGAUACAAAAAUGUAUGAAUUUAUUUGAAGAACCUACUUUUAUAGUUUGUUCUAUAUAUUUAUAUGAAAUAUGAAUUUAUAGUAUUAUGCAGUAUUUGUGCAGUAAGUUUUUAUAUAUGUAUAAUAUAAUAACUAGGAUGAAUUAAUGAUUGUGUGAUGAUAACAAAUGUUUUUUCUAGCAUAAAUUACAUAUAUGUAACCAGUAUUUAAAAUAUAAAGUAUUAUUAUCACAAGUUGUUUGUAUGCUAAAAAUGACAUACCUCUGUUGUUUAUUAUGAUGCUAAUGUCCCACCUGAACCUGUUAUACUUAAUUUAAACAGUAUUAUGAAGAAUCAAUCAAGUGCUUUAUAAAUCCAAUUUAGUCAUGUUCAACCUGAUAAAUUUAUAUGUUUAAGUAUUUAUAUAUCAGACGGAAAUAUUAAAAUAAUAUUUUUGAUAUAUUUUUACACUGCCCGUGUAUAAUAUUAAUGUAAACCUAUAAAGUAGUUAAUUCAAAGUACCUUUCAUAUUGGUUAUUAUGAUUUGACAAUAAUUCAUUGUUGGCUAGAGCCUACCACAGCAUUAGAUAUUUGAUAAAAAAGAGGUAAAUAUUUUAUUAGAUAGGAAUUAUGAAUUCAUAAUUUUGAUGAUAAUUUUCCUUUUUACUACAAAAAAUUUGUUUAAAAUUGCAAUAAUAUUUUGUGAAUUUAAUCAUUUGAAAAAGUUAUCCAUGCCGAUUUUCGACAUAUCCUCUCCACUUGUUGUUUAAAACUGAAUAAAUGCCUAAGCAUGAUAUAUGGUAGGUGUGUAUGUCCUUGUCAGCUGGCUAUUUUAAAAUAGGUACUUUUGAGUUUUUUCUAGGUUUAAAUAUUUUUAUUAUUAUAAAUUGAUGUAAACUAUUAAAUAAAAAUAUUACUAAAAUGUGUGCAUAAUCUAUGGGUUAUAUAAUGAUAUGACUAGCAUUAUAUGACUCGAUGGGCAUGUCAAUCUGGUACUAUUAUUUCUUUGUUGAGAGCAUAAGCAUCAAUGUUUGAGGGCAGCCAUUAUAGAAAUAUUCUUGUAAUAAAAGAGCCCAAACUGUUAUAUAUUAAAAUAAAAUUCUAUGAUUACACUUAUUAGGCACAUUUCAUUGUCAUAAAAGAGUUAUUUAACAGUCUCGGACCAAGCAUUAUAAGCCAUAUUUUUAUUGGAUAAACACCAUGACUACAUGUAAUGUAUGUUCAUUUUAAAUGAAAUGUCCAUGUAGUAUAACACUAUACAGAUUACUUCUACUUAUGUUAUAAUGUGAUUUGAUAUACAUUUGUGUUGUGAAAUUGGAAAUAUAUUUUCAAAAAGA
Leptidea sinapis is the source of this 3325-nucleotide messenger RNA. RefSeq lists its product as uncharacterized. The transcript is spliced from 2 exons. Lineage: Eukaryota; Metazoa; Arthropoda; Insecta; Lepidoptera; Pieridae. Gene Ontology annotation, cellular component: SCF ubiquitin ligase complex. Gene Ontology annotation, biological process: SCF-dependent proteasomal ubiquitin-dependent protein catabolic process. Gene Ontology annotation, molecular function: protein binding. The coding region runs from base 891 to 1949 and encodes 352 amino acids. The record is from RefSeq and is a predicted model, not a curated record.